CUCUUUGGGAGACAUGAAACUGCUCCCUUGUCCUAAAAUGGAUAAACGAUGUCAUCCGGUGGAAAACUUGAGAAACAAAAAUGGUCGAGUGUUGAAUCUAGAAUGAAAACCCUUUCACGCAUUAAAUAAAACGGAAUUACAAAUUACAGGAGUUUUAGGAGGUUUCAAUUGGCCAAAAGGGGGCGCCAGGGGAUUCAUGUACACGAUACAGAAUUGCGCCUACAAUCGAGUGUUAUCCAUUCAGGUGGUAACAACAAAUUCCUUUUGAAAUCUGAAGUCAUGGAAAAGCGUCAUGGCUAAAUAUUGAAGUGCACAACUGUUGUUUAACUUGCGUCGCAAAGAUUCGGUGAAAAAAAGUGUUUGAAACGUUUGUUCGAAGGCGUUUGGCACCGGCGGCGCAUUGCAAACAACAUGACUGCGGCUUCACGAUCCAAUCGCGGGGCGCGGGCGUGCUGGCGCCUAUCACAGCCGACUUCGGACCCCGAACUGGUCGCCAGCCAAUCGAGGGGGCACAUAGAAACAAACAAUCAUUUAGAGUCUUCGCUUAACCGAGCAGGCGUGUCCACACUGGCGGGGCCGGAUUGGAACCCGCAACCGCACGACUGUGAGGCAGGCGUGCUAAACCGGGCCGCCUGCGAGCCAACGUAUUUAUUUCCAUUGCGAUUACAGUGAGCCAGAAAACCAAACGAACGCCAUCAAUGUUUGGAUGUACGACAUACAGCUGCGAGAAAUAUUGUGGGCGGUGUGACUCGCACACAUUCGAGGCAAAACUCAAUGAACAAAGAUAAACGAUGAGCGGCGAGGCCAACAAAGAGUUUGAGGAGCAGCUGCGCCUCCAGGAGCUCUACAGCAGGAGAAGCCAGGUCGGUUCCGACCCGUUCGCGUACACGGACCCCGACGACGGCACCGUGUACGACUGGGACCACGACAAGAAGGCCUGGUUCCCCAAAAUCACGGAGGACUUCAUGGCGGCUUACCAGGCCAACUACGGCUUUGCCCGGGAGGGCGACCCGGACGCCGGCGGCGCCGCGACGGAAACGGAGAAGCGGCCGGCGGCGGCGAGGGAGGAGGCGGGCGCGCGAGAGCUCAUCUCAGAGCAGCAAAAGAGCGCGGCGGCCAAAGACGGCAAGCAGAGAGCAGAGAAGAGGAAAGCAGAUCCUGGCUGGUUCGACAUGGAGGACGACAAGAACACCAACGUGUACGUGACAGGCCUCCCCCCCGACACCAGCACCGAGGAGUUCGUGGCUCUGAUGUCCAAGUGCGGCAUCGUCAUGCGGGACCCGCUCAGCGAGGACUUCAAGGUCAAACUGUACAAGGACCAGGACGGGAACCUGAAAGGAGACGGACUGUGCUGCUACCUCAAGAGGGAGUCGGUGGAGUUGGCCGUGCGCCUUCUGGACGAGUCUGAGGUCAGAGGUUACAAGCUGCACGUGGAGGUGGCUCGCUUCCAGCUCAAAGGUCAAUACGACGCCAGCAAGAAGAAGAAGAAGAACAAGGAGUACCGCAAGAAGAUGCAGCAGCAGCAAAAGCAGUUGGACUGGCGGCCCGAGAAGCAAGCGGACGCCAGGAAGCGACACGAGAAGGUCGUCAUCGUCAGGAACAUGUUCCAGCCCGCUGACUUUGAGGAGGACCCCCUGGUCCUGAACGAGUACCGCGACGACCUGCGCUCGGAGUGCGAGAAGUUCGGCGAGGUCAAGAAGGUCAUCCUGUUCGACCGCCACCCGGACGGCGUGGCGUCGGUGGCCUUCAAGGAGCAGGAACACGCCGACGCCUGCGUGGCGUCCUUCCACGGGCGCUGGUUCGCCGGACGGCAGCUCGCCGCGACGCUCUGGGACGGGAACACCGACUAUCAGGUGGAGGAGACGAGCCGCGAGCGUGAGGAGCGUCUGAAAGGUUGGUCCUCCUUCCUGGAGGCGGCGCAGCUGGCGGGGGGCCCCGCCCCCUCUCUUCCGGCGGGGGGCCCCGCCCCCUCCCUUCCGGCGGGGGGCCCCGCCGCCGAAGCUUCCGGCAGCGCGCCGCAAACGCUGCAGCAGCCUGAGGGAAAACAAGGCGACGACGAGGAAACCAAGUCGACCGACAGCAGCCUGGCGGGCAGCGACGACGACGACGACGCUUAACCAGACGCCAUUAUGAACAAUGCAGAGCGUUCAUGGAGUUAAUUGAGUAGCUUCACUCGUCCAUUUCGGACGUCCAAAACUCAUUCUCACCACACGGAAGUUCCGCUUUCCAGUGCAAAGCCUCAACGCAGCGUCACCUCAUCAUACGAUUACAAUUAUGACAACUUUUAAGCGCUGUCCGGCAUUUGAUUGGUCCUCCACAGUGAAGAAGGCCCGCCAUUGGCCGGGACCAAGAACGACCGAAUCCUGCCACACAAUCCAACAGCCAUCCACGCCCACCCGUAAAGGCUUGCAAUUGCCUAUACACCCCACGUGAUGGCGGCAAAGCAUUUCUUCUCUUACCCAAAAAUAAAUUUGAAGUUUGGGAUUUUGAAGCGGCUCCCCUCAGUCUCACCAAGUUAAAUGGCACCAAUAUACCUCCAGAUGGCACCAAAGCUACAUUUCUAUGACGCGGAGUCCCCCCCCCCCCCCAAAAAAAAAAAAAAGCAACUAGACGAAUUUCAAACAUGUGGACGUUCACUGUAUAGUUUGAAUAAAUUGAUUUUGAAAUCAUGAUAAAAUAAGGACAAGCAAAUAUUUUAGGACACAACAGCAGCAUUAGCCAACUGAUGUCAAGAGAUUGGCUAGACGUAAAAGCUCGUAAGCGAUUCAAGUGAAGAAAACGUCUGUCUGUCAACAAGCACGAAGUCGAGCCACGACGCGUUUUGCUUUGGCGAGCAUCAACAAGCUCGCCUGCUAGCCGGCGAAAGAGGCCGCGCUGCGUUCACGGAACACCGCCGAUGCUAACCAUUAGCCGCUAAAUAAAGCAAUGUCUAUUG
Phyllopteryx taeniolatus (common seadragon) is the source of this 2935-nucleotide messenger RNA. RefSeq names its product HIV-1 Tat specific factor 1 (gene htatsf1). Bases 792 to 2117 code for a protein of 441 amino acids. Gene Ontology annotation, cellular component: U2-type spliceosomal complex; U2 snRNP. NCBI's taxonomy places the organism in Eukaryota, Metazoa, Chordata, Actinopteri, Syngnathiformes, Syngnathidae. The record is from RefSeq and is a predicted model, not a curated record. Gene Ontology annotation, biological process: mRNA splicing, via spliceosome. The transcript has 10 exons. Gene Ontology annotation, molecular function: RNA binding.